Molecule: messenger RNA, 315 nt
Organism: Vicia faba (fava bean)
Lineage: Eukaryota; Viridiplantae; Streptophyta; Magnoliopsida; Fabales; Fabaceae
Source: the annotation of a GenBank genome assembly
AUGGGUGAGAAAGUGACAAAGGAUAAGACAAAGGUUGGAACUGCAUCAACUAUGAGAAAUACAUUAGAGAGAUUAGUUCAAGCAGGUGAAGGUCAUGAUGAAAUUGAAAAGGCUGAAAAUACAGUCAUGUUUCAUGUUCAUGAACAAUACUCAAUUCUCGAUUGUGUUAAAAUAUUGAAAAGUGUUAAAGAGGAAGGGUUUUUGGAUGGGCAACAAUUUAGCUAUGCUUUAGAGAUGCUUAAAGAUGAGAAUAACAUAAUUCUAUUAAUGUCCUUAAAAUAUUCUACAAGUGCUUUAGUAGAGUGGAUUAUAUAA